Molecule: messenger RNA, 2352 nt
Organism: Brachypodium distachyon (stiff brome)
Lineage: Eukaryota; Viridiplantae; Streptophyta; Magnoliopsida; Poales; Poaceae
Product: protein ABC transporter 1, mitochondrial
Exons: 8
Coding region: 91-1941 (616 amino acids)
Biological process (GO): ubiquinone biosynthetic process
Molecular function (GO): kinase activity
Source: RefSeq, a predicted model, not a curated record
CGUCGACGGCCCAAAAAAAGGAAAUCAGAGCGCCCCGUGCCGCCACCGCUCUUCUUGGUCCCGAAGCCAUCCACGCCUUCUCCCCUCGACAUGGCGUCCAGAGAUCUCCGGCGGCUGCUCGACGGCGCAGCCCUCGUCGCUCGCGAGGCCGCCAGGCGCUCCUCUGGCCGCGAUAUCCUCAGGUCUGCCCUCCUCGCUGCCACUGACCUCGCCGGCCUCACCAGGGGCACCCCACGCCGCCCGCAGCCCCCUCCACCUACCCCCGGACCCCAUCCUGGGGAAGCAGACUCCUCUCGCCCAUCGUCCUCCUCCGUCGUGUACUUCUCUCACGAUGAUUCCCCGUUGCGAGAACCCCCAUUGGAGCAGCAACCCCCGUCGCAAGAUUCCCUCCACCCCGCCCAGACGCAGGAGAAUCAGGAGAUCACCAACAGCCAUACAACCGCCGCAGUCGCAGCUGCUGCUAAACGAGAAGCCGUGGAAGCGGCUAGACCUGAAGACGAGGCAUUUCGCCCUGAACUCUCACCGUCGCCCUCGCCCUCGCUCUCGCCCACGCCGUCGCCGGUCGAAAAGAGGCGCCGGCGAAGGGAACGGAAUGUUCCCUCCACACCUUUUACCCGAGCCAUUGGGUUUGCAGGUCUUGGUGCUGGACUUGCGUGGGGCGGUCUUCAGGAGUCAGCCCGGCGGGUGAUGUACGGCACACCGGUUGGCGAUGGCAAGCAGUCAGCACUCUCACCAUUCUUGUCUGACCAGAAUGCUGAGCGUGUUGCCCUUGCACUGUGCCGGAUGCGUGGAGCGGCGCUCAAGGUGGGACAGAUGCUGAGCAUCCAGGAUGAAUCCCUCGUGCCCCCGCCGGUGUUGGCAGCUCUUGAUAUUGUUCGUCAAGGCGCUGAUGUUAUGCCCAGUAAGCAGCUGAAUUCUGUCCUUGAUGCUGAGCUUGGUCAAGGCUGGUCUUCUAGGUUGAGGAGUUUCGAUUAUGAGCCACUGGCUGCAGCGAGUAUCGGACAGGUUCAUCGAGCGGUCUUGAAGGAUGGUUCAGAAGUUGUGAUGAAAAUACAGUAUCCCGGGGUUGCAGAUAGUAUAGAAAGUGAUAUUGAGAAUGUUAGGCUACUCCUGACUUAUACAAAUCUCAUCCCUAAAGGUCUUUUCCUUGAUAGAGCGAUAAAGGUUGCAAAGCAAGAGCUGGCAAGGGAAUGUGAUUAUGUCAUAGAAGCAAGUAACCAGAAGCGGUACAAGGAGUUGCUCUCUGGUAGCGAGGGCUUUUAUGUCCCUAAGGUCACUGACCAAUUGUCUAGCAAAAAGGUGUUGACAUCAGAGUUUGUGCCAGGAGUUCCUAUCGAUAAGGUGGCAGGACUAAGCCAAGAAACCCGCAAUUAUGUUGGAUGUAAACUGCUUGAACUUACGAUAAAGGAGUUAUUUGUCUUCCGGUUUAUGCAGACUGAUCCAAACUGGAGUAAUUUCCUUUAUGAUGAUACUACAAGGCAAUUUAAUCUUAUUGACUUUGGGGCAGCUCGUGAAUUUCCAAAGAAGUUUGUAGAUGAUUACCUCCGGAUGGUGGUUGCCUGUGCAAAUAGAGACAGAGCCGGCGUGUUAGAAAUGUCCCGCAGAUUGGGAUUUCUCACAGGUGAGGAACCAGAGGUCAUGUUGGACGCACAUGUCGAGGCGGCCUUCAUUGUUGGUGUGCCAUUCUCAACAUCUGGUGGUCACGAUUUCCGUGCAAACAACAUCACGCACAGUGUUUCCAACCUUGGGGCUACCAUGUUGAAGCACAGGCUAACCCCACCUCCUGAUGAAGUUUACAGCCUCCAUAGAAAGCUGUCAGGUGCAUUCUUGGCCUGCAUCAAGAUUGGCGCAGUUGUCCCCUGUAGAGAGAUGCUGUUCCAGGUUUACGAGCAAUACAAUUUCAGUGAUGACCACUCUGAAGUGUCGUCCAGCACUGUCUAGAAACAUGCAAGUCGUGCCUCUCCCCUCUUGUCCAGAAAAGCAGAAAUCAUCAGAGUUACAGGUUGGUUGCAGUUCAUUUUUUCAGAGAGCUUUGCAAUCAGCUAAACCCAUUCAAUGUUCGGACUGAACGGAUGAUGUGACAAAUUAUAUUCUUUGAUACCAUGAAAAGUGAUGUUUUUUCUGUUUGGAUGAGCUCUGGGAGGGAUUGUAGAACGCUCAUAUCGUUCUCUCCCGGGUUUGGCCGAAGCAGUUUCUUUCUUUGGUCCAAGGAAUAAAGACAACAGAACCAUGUAUAUCUGUUUUCGGCUAGGUCCCAUGAUCUUCAGGCCUUAUGUAAAUUUGUAAUACUCGAGGAUAUUGCUUGACAUAUUAUACUAAGCAACAGAAAUCGUUGCUUGCCUUCACUACAAA